Messenger RNA from Spirodela intermedia, 4180 nucleotides. NCBI's taxonomy places the organism in Eukaryota, Viridiplantae, Streptophyta, Magnoliopsida, Alismatales, Araceae. The record is from the annotation of a GenBank genome assembly.
AUGAGGGGGGGACUGUGGCAGCUGGGGCAGUCGCUGACGCGCCGGCUGGGGCGGCCGGGGGGAGGGAGGCGGUGCUUCGCGGCGGAGGCGGAGGCGGCGCCGGAGCUGAAGAGGACGGUGCUGUACGAUUUUCACGUGGAGAAUGGCGGCAAGAUGGUCCCCUUCGCCGGAUGGAGCAUGCCGAUCCAGUACAAGGACUCGAUCAUGGAUUCCACCCUCAACUGCCGCGCCAACGGCAGCCUCUUCGACGUCUCCCACAUGUGCGGGCUCAGCCUCAAGGGGAAGGACUCCGUCCGCUUCCUGGAGAAGCUCGUCAUCGCCGAUGUGGAGGGGCUGCGACCGGGAACUGGGACUCUCACUGUGUUCACCAACGAGCGGGGGGGCGCCAUCGAUGAUUCCGUCAUCACCAAGGUGACCGACGACCACAUCUACCUCGUCGUCAACGCCGGAUGCCGCGAUAAGGACCUCGCGCACAUCGGCGAACACAUGGAGGCCUUCCGUGCGAAGGGAGGCGACGUCUCGUGGCACAUCCACGAUGAGCGCUCGCUUCUCGCUCUUCAGGUUUUCAUUCUCUUCGUUCUGGAAUCUGCUGCUUUGUCUGGAUUUGGAAUGCUAAUGUCUUUUGGUGGAUCUUCUCAUUUACCUUAUCCACUACCUGAAUUAUCCUGCUUGACAUGAUUCCUUUUUUCAAAAUUACUUCGAAUUUUGGUCGACGUGUGUUGAACAAUCAAUCAAUAUGCAUUGAUUUCUUCCGCUAUUUUUUUCGGUCCUUCUAAAUUUUAAUGCUAGAUGAGAAUAUCGCUCCGAUAAAAAAAUCAGUGAUGAUGCAAUGUCGUACGUUCGAGUACUGAAAUUCUUCAAUGUUUCUCUGAUGUGACUGCUCACCAUGACGACAGAUUAGUAAAUUCAGGAAGUGAACUAUCUCUAUUUGUUUCGUAAAUCGACUUAGUCACAUGAUUUGCCUGGAGAUAGACAGUAAAAUCGACUUAGUCACCAUGACGACAUAAAACACAAUUUUCCCUACCAGCCUUCUCGUUCUACUCGCAACUCUUUUUAUCACUCUCCUCGGUCAAUUUUCGUUCAAUGGUUUCCCCAUUAUCCUUCUCACAAUGCUAGUGUUGUAUAGGAAGUGCCUCCUGUUUGUCUUAUACAUGUUGUGCCUUCAUUCAUUUUCAUUACAACAGCCUUUUUUUCCUUUUUUUGCACGUGAAUCUAUAUAUAUGUAGCGUUUACCUUUUCUGUUACUCCCAUUUCACCAUUUGAGAUCCGUGAAGCCUGAACCAUCAUGUAGGGCCCUCUUUCUGCGCCAGUUCUCCAGUUCUUGACCAAAGAUGAUUUGAGCAAACUCUACUUCGGAGAGUUUCGGACAUUGGACAUCAACGGAGUUCAUUGUUUCCUCACUAGGACUGGGUAUGUUGCUUCUCUUUUGUUGAAACUUUCAUCUUUACGCCAUUUAUUAAUCAGUAUAUGCAGUGGAUUAUUGCUACGCCUUUUUCAGUUCUGGGGUCCUCUAGGCUGGCAGAUAAAGUAUCUAAACAGAGGGUGGGCAGUAUUGACUGGUUUUGACUUUCACUGAACCGUAUAGCAAUUGAAUUGGUUGCCUUCAGUUUCAUGGGAUACCUGGUUAGCUGCUGAGGGAAGUGUGGGUAGUAGUAAUUAAAGAACCAGUGUUGGCUGUCGGUAGUUAUAAUGCAUCUCCUAUCUGUCAGUUUUUCGCGGCAGCAGAGCUUUGUCAAAUUUAACUUUUCUCUAAUCGAUUGCCAUGCUGUACUCGUCACUGUCUUACGAAGUUUAGUGAAAACUAAAAUACUGCAACAUCUGACAUAAGCCUGUUUAUUUGAGUGUUCUUCCUUCCAUUCACCUGUAGACUUUUUUUUUUUCAUCAACAAUGCAUUUUGUUCCUCUAGUACGAUCUUCUACAUCAGACCAGCCAUUCUUGUAAUAAAUUUCCUCAAAUCAACUUCUGGUAACUAUGAUAGUAAUGCGUUUGAAUGCUGCGAAUAUAUACUGCUGCAAGUAAUUUUCUCAUUUUAGAAGCCAUUCUCCUAAUACAUUAUGAUCCGCUUCGCUGUAAAAAUAUUAUUCAUCAUAAUUUUUAGGCUAGAAAGAAAUUCCAGUAAAUGAUUCCCCACCGUGUAAGGAACAACUGGUGCGAACUGUCACCAACUUGAUUUCUCAUGCCUUCGAGUUAUUCAUACGUCUGCAUUCAUAACCCAUUUUCUUAACAGAAAGGAUUCCUCGCAAGGCUUUCUAGUCAUCUACCCAGAUGAUCAAAAUAGAUACAGGAAACGAAUUAUCAUUUACUAUUUCGUCAUGACCUUAAUCCUUGCCAAAUAUGGGAGAGUCAGCAGCAGGGUGCCUACUUACAAGUUGGAGCUUCUGAGAAGCUAGGGAGAAGAUCCAACACAUUGUGAAAGAUACUAUUACGCUAAGAUUUGAUAUUAAAGUUCUCAUACUUACUCUGUGAGUGCCCCGAUUUUCGUCACAUGAACAUUAGUAGUAAUUCUCUGCAUAAAUGAAACAUUAUCAGGAUGAUUUAUACAUUGAUGAAAUGCCUGAUCUUAUGAUGGGAGAAAUUAGAGAUUUUAGUUAUAAAAGGACGUGUAAAGUUUGUAGAUCUUAUGAGGCCUUGUGAUGGUUCAGGAGCUGAAUGUAUAUUAACUAGUGUUAUCAUUUAAUUCGUUGAUCAAUCAAGUUUCCAUAAAAUAAAUUACAUCUUUUUUUAUGCACACAUGAUCGUCCCAAAAUUUUAUUUUGUUUUUCUGCCACAGUAAUCAGUGAGAUCCUCACUCACUGUUAGAUCCAAAUUUCUUGUAAUUCAAAUGAAUGGUUUCCUUGCUUCAGACGGGGACCACAAGCUGAUCAGCCUUUACCUUUUUCUUUCCUACUUUUAGAAAUAUUUGUCUUCUCCUCUUGAUCGUUAAACCAUCAUGAGGCAUAUAUUUAUAAUUUCAUAUGGGUGUGAUUUGGUCAAGUCGUAUAUAUUUGCACCCGGGAAGAUCAGAGUCUACUACCUUUUCUUUCAUUAGACUUCUCCUGGGAUCUUCAUGCACAAGUGGAGUAUUUUUAUUGACCUUAACUUAUAUCUGUUCCCCUUGAGAUAGAAGAUCCUAUUUUUUUCCUAGUAAUCUAAUUCAGUCAAAUGCUCUGCAUCCGGAUUUUCUAGUUAAAUUUCUUCUUCUGAGAUCAUCAGCUACACUGGCGACAAAAUAAAAUAAAAUCGAUUAUUCUUUUCUUUUUCUAAUGAUCUCCAUUCCUCUGUUUUCUUAGUAAAUCAUGAUUCCCCCGCCUGAUCAGAAAUAUAAGUCAAUCAAAUGAUCUGCCAGAUGAUCAUUCAUACACUUUUUUUUUUAAUUUCUAGUAAUCUUCGUCGUUCUUCAUUCCCCUUCUGCUCAUUCAUACACAUCUAUACAUAAUUAAUAAAUUUGCAUGUGAUAUGAAUGGGAUCCGGGAAGGUCGGAGUCCACAUUCUUGCUCUAAAUUAAAUCAAGAAGAUUUAUUCAAUGGUAAGAUUGCCUCAUUGUUUUAUAUUUCUAGUAAUGCUCAUACUAUAUAUAAUAGAUAAACCAGCAUGGUUUCAUUUCUUCGAUGUUGUGAAGAACGAGAUUGGUGGUGGUGGUGGUGGCGCUACAGGUACACGGGGGAAGAUGGGUUCGAGAUCUCGGUCCCCUCGGAGCACGCGGUGGAGCUGGCCAAGGCCAUCCUUGACCGCUCGGAGGGCAAGAUCCGCCUCACGGGCCUCGGCGCCCGCGACAGCCUCCGCCUCGAGGCCGGCCUCUGCCUCUACGGCAGCGACAUGGAGCAGCACGUCACGCCCGUCGAGGCCGGCCUCUCCUGGGCCAUCGGCAAGCGCCGCCGUGCCGAGGGCGGCUUCCUCGGCGCCGAGGUGAUCCUCCGCCAGCUCGCCGACGGCCCUACUGUGCGCCGCGUGGGGCUCUUCUCCGCGGGACCGCCGCCGCGCGGGCACAGCCAGAUCACCACCGCUGCCGGCGAGCCCAUCGGGGAGGUGACCAGCGGGGGGUUCAGCCCCUGCUUGAAGAAGAACAUCGCCAUGGGAUAUGUCAAGUCCGGGCUCCACAAGCCGGGCACGGAGCUGAAGGUGGUCAUCAGGGGGAAGGCCAACGAUGGUGUCAUCACCAAGAUGCCCUUCGUCCCCACCAAGUACUACAAGCCCACCUGA